CACGUUUUGCUCGGAGGCCAAAGCUCUGAAGAGAAGCAGAAGAGUUUCCCUAACGCAGCCCUCCACUACGUCCCGACCGAAAGGAGUCUCUUGCGACACAGCUGCAAAGUUCAGCUGCACCACUGAGCAAAGUCUAACCGGAGUCAAAUUCCUUGUCCCCGAGCCUCUUUUUGGGAAUCGACGUGCCAUCUCUUCCUUCUACCUUAGCACUCUUUCUCCACCUCCUGCUCCACCACCGGCCCUUGUUAAUUUCUGGCCAGGCGGCGCAGAUAAAAUGGGCCGUCUGAUCCCAGAGGACACGACCUGGUGUGAGCCGUCACCACGAUGACUGUCAAAAUACCGCCGCUUCUUCUGCUCGUCCUCCUGACACUAAUGACAGAUGUGUGUUCCCAAAGACCCAGUCAGAUUUACAUCAAGGCGGGUGAGUUGGUGGCGCUGCGGUGCCCUCUUGACAGAAGGUCUAAUCAUGGUGAAGCCAAAGUGAUCUGGACCAGUAACACCACGAGGAAGAUAGACCUGACAGACAGCAUGUCAUCAGCGGAGCAGAGGCAGAUGCAGGGAGUGUUGGUUCAUGGGAGAAGUCUUGUGAUCCUCAGCGUUUCUGUAAACCAUCAGGGGAAUUACGCCUGCUCUCUGGGGAAUUCCAGCAGACUUUUCCGGUUCAGGCUGACGGUAUACACGACACUGACCAAAGAGUAUGAAGACAAGACCACGUACACUAAGUCAUGUUAUACACAAAACUCCUGCACGUUGAAUUGCCCUGAUGUAAAUACACCGGCUGUCAAUACUCUGAAUAUUACAAGCAACGGCAUUAUAUGGCACAAGGAGGGUGUAUUAUUGCCAAGAGCUUAUUACUUUCCAAGUGUGAAGCAGGCUGACCAGGGUGUCUACACCUGUACCAGAUCGUACCUGUAUCAUGGUCAAAUCUAUAACAGGACUUUUACAGUGGUGCUCAAUGUCCAACCAAAGAAAAAAUUUCAAUCUGCAAAGAUCAUCUCACCAAAAACUGGGAAAGUGGAGGUAGAAUUGGGCUCCCCACUGGUGAUUGAUUGCGAAGCUGUUCUGUACUCGGAGUUCGAUGAGGUGUACUGGCGUAGUGGGACAUCAUUUCUGGAAACUAACGACAGCUUACCAGUUUUCUACAAUCUUACACGUCAAAAUAAUAAAGACGAGAUACACAUGAAAGUAUCUCUGAUCUUCAAGAAAGUGUCAGCAGAGGAUCUAUCAAAGAAUUACAGCUGUAGACUGGAGUCUGCAUAUGUAGCCCCAGGCUCUGUCACCAUCACCUUGGUCCAAAAACAGACUGGGACUCAACCCAACUUUAAUGGGUCGCCAUGUAAAGAGAGGUUUACAGCCAAUGUGUGUUCCCAAAGACCCAGUCAGAUUUACAUCAAGGCGGGUGAGUUGGUGGCGCUGCAGUGCCCUCUUGACAGAAGGUCUAAUCAUAGUGAAGCCAAAGUGGUCUGGACCAGUAACACCACGAGGAAGAUAGACCUGACAGACAGCAUGUCAUCAGCGGAGCAGAGGCAGAUGCAGGGAGUGUUGGUUCAUGGGAGAAGUCUUGUGAUCCUCAGCGUUUCUGUAAACCAUCAGGGGAAUUACGCCUGCUCUCUGGGGAAUUCCAGCAGACUUUUCCGGUUCGGGCUGACGGUGUACACGACGCUGACCAAAGAGUAUGAAGACAAUACCACGUACACUAAGUCAUGUUAUACACAAGACUCCUGCACGUUGAAUUGCCCUGAUGUAUGUACACCGGCUGUCAAUACUCUGAAUAUUACGAGGAAUGCCAUUAUAUGGCACAAGGAGGGUGUAUUAUUGCCAAGAGCUUAUUACUUUCCAAGUGUGAAGCAGGCUGACCAGGGUGUCUACACCUGUACCAGAUCGUACCUGUAUCAUGGUCAAAUCUAUAACAGGACUUUUACAGUGGUGCUCAAUGUCCAACCAAAGGAUAAAUUUAAGCAAUCUGCAAAGAUCAUCUCACCAAAAACUGGGAAAGUGGAGGUAGAAUUGGGCUCCCCACUGGUGAUUGAUUGCGAAGCUGUUCUGUACUCGGAGUUCGAUGAGGUGUACUGGCAUAGUGGGACAUCAUUUCUGGAAACUAACGACAGCUUACCAGUUUUCUACAAUUCCUCACGUCAAAAUAAUAAAGACGAGAUACACAUGAAAGUGUCUCUAGUCUUCAAAAAAGUGUCAGCAGAGGAUCUAUCAAAGAAUUACAGCUGUAGACUGGAGUCUACAUAUGUAGCCUCAGGCUCUGUCACCAUCACCUUGGUCCAAAAACCUUCUCCUCCUUCUCCUUCCUACAUUUCCUUGGGUGUUGGCAUCACGUGCACUGUGUUAGUGAUGGCUCUUACAGUGGUCAUCUAUGUGAAGUUCAAAAUUCACAUCACCCUUUUCCUGCGAGACACCCUUGGUUGCUAUCGUGGCACCUCAGAUGAAAAGAGCUACGAUGCUUUUCUGAUGUGUUACGAGAGCAACGCGAACGCAGGACUAAAUGAGCAUGACAGAAAAUGGCUGAUGACUGUUUUGGAAGAGACAUAUGGUUACAGCCUCUGUCUUUUUGAUCGUGAUGUCUUGCCAGGAAAUGCUGUUACGGACGCCGUGUUAGACUGCAUCAACCAGAGCCGGGCUGUGGUUUUGGUCCCCACCUCUUCGGAUUCUUGUCCAGGAUCUGGCCUGCUGAGUGCAAUCCACGCAGCCCUUGUGGAUCGUCAGACUCGCUUGGUUUUCAUCAAAACUGAGACGACAGAGGUGUUGAGAUCAAGUGCAUUACCAGAAACCUUACAGCUUCUGGCCGAGGCUGGAGAAUGUGUCACCUGGAAAGGUACAAGUUCCAUGUCGCCCUCCUCUUCCUUCUGUAAGCAGCUACGCUAUUACCUUCCUCCUCCAGAGGCAGUGCCGAAAAUAAAGCUUUUGCUUAGGACAAACUAGGAUGUUGCAUUAUGGUAAAGUGUUUAGCCAAGUCAGAAUUAUUAGCCUGUAUUGUAUCUGUUUUCAGGUCAUCUACAGCCUUUAUUCUGUGUUUUUAAUAAUGAAUUUGCAUUAACUUAAUUCAUUUUUCUUUAUAACAUCUUGAAUUGUCUGUGACUGUAAAGACAUAUAAUGUAAGCAUGACUAUAAAUGAAAAAUCACAUCAGUUGAUACACUGUUACUACUGGAAUAUGUCAAACAUGGGUAUUAUCAUCACAGAUGAAAUGUUUCUUUUUCCUUUUUCCUUUUUCCUUGCCAUUAUACAUUUCAUGACAUACAUUCAUGUGUAUGUGGGUUUUCUGUGGGAAAGUUCUUCCUGAGGUUAUUUUUGAACAUGCAACCUCUGCAGUAACUGUCAUUCUUUCUGUCAUCGUUCAUUUCCUGGUUGCUGUACCAUAAUAUGUGCUACUGCUAUGGCAAAAAAUAUCUUUGAAUUGUACUACAAACUAAAUUAUAGUACUUUACAUUAAUAUGUUUUAUGUCGAAUCUCCCUGUGAAUGAAUCCAGCCU
This is a messenger RNA of Scatophagus argus, 3480 nucleotides long. Its product is annotated as interleukin-18 receptor accessory protein-like. Gene Ontology annotation, molecular function: interleukin-1 receptor activity. The transcript has 19 exons. Gene Ontology annotation, biological process: signal transduction. Lineage: Eukaryota; Metazoa; Chordata; Actinopteri; Scatophagidae. The coding region runs from base 325 to 2931 and encodes 868 amino acids. The record is from RefSeq and is a predicted model, not a curated record.